Lachancea mirantina is the source of this 2220-nucleotide messenger RNA. NCBI's taxonomy places the organism in Eukaryota, Fungi, Ascomycota, Saccharomycetes, Saccharomycetales, Saccharomycetaceae. The record is from the annotation of a GenBank genome assembly.
AUGAACCCUCUAGUAUGCACAUUUCUGACCUUGAGAUGUGUUUGGGCAGCUGGUGUUGGUGUCCAUUUGACGGUGUUAGCAAGGACACUUUUAGCACCGCAAGAUGAAUUGUUUUCUAGUUCUUUAAGAGCCGGAGCGUUUUUCCCAGAUGCUCUUUAUAGUUGUGGGACGAACUCCGAAUGGCACGAUUUUGCUGAGGAUUGUCAUUGGCCGAAUUUCCUGGUGAAAGGUGUGAAACUGUGGCAUGAGCGAUACGACUCACAGCAGCUUUCACCAGGUGCCCAAAAAUUGAAGUCGUUUCUUAUUGGAGUUCUAACGCAUCAAGUUGUGGAUGUUUCGUGGCAUUCGCUGGUCGAGAAUUACAGAAGUCAUGGUCUCAUUAAAGUGUUAGCAGGUCUAGAGUUUGACGGAAUCUACGAAAAAGCGCAUAAUUAUGCGGAUACUUUUGGUGAUUUACUUGUAUUGGCCGGUGUAGUGCGCGAUGGGCACGACGAUUGGCUCUUUUACACUGAGGAGGAUUGGGAAUUGCCCGAAAAAAAGGAUCUGAUGGAAUUGGUGCAUAGAAUGGGACUUUAUUCGAUAGAUUUCUGGGGAUUGGAUGCGUGCGUGCGUCGCGGCAAAAUUGCUAUGACGACGGAAAUAUAUUCUUUGCUCGAAAGGCGAAGACAGGUGCUUACACUGCCAUACGGGCUUUCACCGCGUGCUCGAGAGCUCAUUCAGGAGCAUUGGAUGGGCGGCGAAUUCGACUGUGCCGCGAUGGUAAACAAAUGUCUAGGUGGGUUUUUGGCCUUGUUCGAACCAAGCUCCACACUUUCCGAUACAGAAAUAUUGAACAAAAUUCGCAUAUGUGCAACUUUGCCGGAAACCGAAGGGCCAUACGGCGUUGAGGAUAGCGUGCUGCAGAGCACGAGACUCUUAAUUCAAACAGGCGCGGGUGAUAUGUUAUUGGUGUCUCCGCUGAAGCAAUUAUCAAGAUUUGGUGCCAGCAUGAAGCUUGGCCGUUUCCUCAAUGGCGAAAUCUGCCUGGCUGUAGGCGCACCACUUGAAGAUUCGAGAGGCUCCGUUUAUGUGAUUCCUUGGAGAUUUUUGGUUGGCGAAAAUCGUGCGCUGGGGAGUUUGGACGCGGUCAACAACUUUUACGGUGAUAGCGUCGAAUGCUAUACGGUAGGUGAAAUAGACUUCUUAGCAGUGACUGACAGUGGAGGAAACUCGGUACAUUUUUACCUCAGUGGGUCUGAGAAACUCGUCAUAGUUGAUUCGGAUUGCGAAUCUCAUCACUUUUCGUUGUCUUGCGUGCAAAAAUUGUUCGACGACGAUGUGCCUGCCCUGAUUUUCUCUGAUCCGUAUUAUGGCUUCAAUGAAACCGGAAAAGUUUAUAUUGUCGAUGGCCACCAAAUCUCAAAUCUCCUGGUGCAAGGAACUCGCCAGGAAACGGUAUUUUCUUCUUUGAAUAAAAUUACUCUUGAAUUGCCAAAACCACUGGCCUAUCAGCAUUUUGGAUCACAAGUUGCCAGUUCAUGCGGUGGUGCAAACCAAUCUGGCUUUCUUUACUUAUCUGCUCAAGGACUUGGGAUAGUACUGAUGUAUGACUUGGCCGAGAUCUUAAGAUUUGGUUCGAAGUCCUCCCCGCGAUACGUUUUAGAGGAAAAUAAGGUUUUGCCUUGGGAUGAAGGUGCUUUGCUUGAAAACCGAAAGAUAAAGCCUUCUAAUCAGCAUGGAAUGUUUGGAAAAGAAGUGCUCACUUGGGUGUAUGAGGAGAAGAAGUACACCGCAAUCUCGCAGCACUUGCAAAAUAUGGUCUAUAUUUUCAGAGAAUUCGGUGAUGACGUGAAAUUUCAUAUGAAGGUCGCUUUAGAUACAGCAACUGAAUUAGCCAACAUACCAGCUACUAUCGGCUUUGGGGCGGGAAUUACUUAUGAUACUAAUCAAGAAAGAUUGCUCAUAUCUUCACCGGGAAGUUUCAACGCGGAAGGAGCAAUUUGGAAUAUAGCAAUGCGGGACAUUGCCGAAGCCGCGGAGAAAUGGCGCUUGCCAUGCAUGUAUGUCACAAUUCCAAAAAAUCUAUUAGUCACUGGGCAAACGCUUGACAAGAAGGGGGUAAUAGAUUUUGGAAAAAUUCUUUUAGCAGGUCCCGAUAGCAAAGUAAUAAUUGGCAUCCCGAACAUGGGUUAUGGUAAUAUGAGGAACAAUAAGUUAAUAGGCGGAUUCGCAAUUGUGUGA